AUGCUGAAUAAUAGACCUCAGGGAAACUUUCCUAGCAACACUAAAGUUAAUCCUAAGGAGCAAUGUCAAGCAAUUACUCUGAAGAGUGAGGUGUUCAAAAAGCUGCACAUCAAUAUUCCUUUUGCUGAGGCUUUGGAGCAGAUGCCCAGUUAUGUAAAGUUCAUGAAAGAGAUUCUUUCUAAGAAAAGAAAGAUGAAAGACUAUGAAACUGUGGCGCCCAAUGAAGAAUACCUUGGUUUAGGGGAAGCAAGACCAACAACAGUUACUCUACAGUUGGUACAUCAAUCAGUGAAGCAUCCACAUGGUAUCAUUAAAGAUGUUCUUGUGAAGGUGGAUAAGUUUAUUUUUCCUACUAAUUUUAUUGAUCUUGAUAUGGAGGAGGAUGCAAACGUGCCUAUCAUUCUUGGAAGACCAUUCCUAGCCACAGGUCAAGCUCUCAUUGAUGUUCAGAAGGGUGAAUUGAAGCUUCAGGUUCAAGGAGAUGAGGUUGUAUUCAAUGUCUUCAAGGCAAUGAUGUAUCUGAGGGCUAGUGACAGUUGCUAUAAUGUAGAUGUGAUAGAUAAUGGAGUCUCGAAAAUAAGGGUGAGUAGUGAUGCCUUAGAGGCAGUGUUGAUAGAUGGUGAGGAAGAAGAUGAUGAUGUCGAGAUGAGAGAAUAUGUAAAUUGGAUUAACUCUUACCAACUGUACAGGAAGAAGUUUGAAGAGUUGGCGGAGGGACCUGAACGACCAUUAACAUCUAUUCAGCAGCCACCACAAUUGGAAUUAAAGGCUCUUCCAGAUCAUUUGUGUUAUGCAUACUUGGGUGAGAAUGAGACUUUACCUGUAAUUGUUUCAGCUGACCUCUCAAAAACUGAAUUGGAGAAAUUGUUGAGGAUGGUUACUCUGGGUAUCAUCAAAUUGCCAUCGCACUAG
Humulus lupulus (European hop) is the source of this 912-nucleotide messenger RNA. RefSeq lists its product as uncharacterized. The coding region runs from base 1 to 912 and encodes 303 amino acids. NCBI's taxonomy places the organism in Eukaryota, Viridiplantae, Streptophyta, Magnoliopsida, Rosales, Cannabaceae. The record is from RefSeq and is a predicted model, not a curated record. The transcript has 4 exons.